Erigeron canadensis is the source of this 3345-nucleotide messenger RNA. Its product is annotated as GTPase-activating protein GYP2-like. The coding region runs from base 600 to 3062 and encodes 820 amino acids. Lineage: Eukaryota; Viridiplantae; Streptophyta; Magnoliopsida; Asterales; Asteraceae. The record is from RefSeq and is a predicted model, not a curated record. The transcript is spliced from 18 exons.
GAUCUGGGGAUACUUGUGCUAGUAGUAAUAAGACUAGUUGUUUCUAAAAAAAAAAUAAAAAAAUUGAAGAAGAGAAGAACUCGAGUUCGUGUGAAAGAAAUAAUCGAUCGGCUCCUAUACAUACAAAAACGACAAUACUCUACUCUAUAAUAACAAUCAAUAAUUUUAAUUUUUUAAUAAUAAUAGUGUAAAUCAGACGAUGAUGAUGAUGAUGAUGAGAUUAGGGAUGGACAGUGCUGCAUAGAUAACGUGAGUCGUUAAUCUCGGCUUUUAACACGUGAUCUUCUCCCUCCCACACCCUCACCCCCCCUCUCUCUCUCUAUAUAUAUAUUAUAUAUAUAGGCCAGCAAGCACUUGCAGUACUAGUAGCAGACAGUUUGUUGAUCCAAUUAAUGUCUACUUAACAAUAAUAAUUGCAUCGACCAUUGGAUUUAACUCAAACACUGAACGAAGAUACACUCACUUAAUCACCUUUACCUACUCAGUCACUGUGUAAUAAUCAUUAUUAGUAUAAUAAUAAAAUAAGUAUUUGAAAUUGAGAUUGAAUUGAAUCCAUCAGCAGCAAAGCAGUUGUCGGUGGGAUCGCAUCAUCCGACAGAAUGAAGCCCAAACUGCCUACUCAAACUUUGAAUCCAUCCAUUGUUACUUUCGAACACAAGAGAGAUGCCUAUGGUUUUGCAGUGAGACCUCAGCAUGUUCAAAGAUACCGUGAAUAUGCAAAUAUCUACAAGGAGGAAGAAGAGGAACGGUCAGAUAGGUGGAAGGACUUUCUGGAACGACAGUCAGAGUCCACUCAAUUGCCUGAAAAUGGCUCAGUCGCACAAGUUGACAAGGAGGAUAAUAAGGGUUCUGAUAAGACCACGGAAGGAGAUGAGAAGAUCAGCCAUGAUGAUAUAGACAAAAAUGAAGCCCAAGAAGAUGAAGUUUCCCAAACUGGGAAUAAGAUUCACCGGGCCCAAAUAUGGACUCAUAUUAGACCAUCCCUUCGAGCCAUUGAGGAUAUGAUGAAUGCCCGUGUUAAGAAGAAGAUUAGCACAACGAAAACAGAGGAAGAUGCUGGAUCCGAAGAGGAUUCUGAGGAUGAGUUUUAUGAUUUGGAGAGGUCAGAAUCGGAUCCAAUAUCAGAGGCUCCUUCUAGUGACAGUGUCAGUGCCUCAAUCCCAACAGCUGGCCCCUUAGAUUCUUCAAUUCAUUGGAAAGAGGAAUUGGAGUUUCUUGUCCAAGGGGGAGUGCCAAUGGCUCUUAGGGGAGAGCUCUGGCAAGCUUUUGUGGGUGUCAAGGCUCGACACGUUAAGAAUUAUUAUCAGAAUCUUCUACUUCCCGAUAGUAAGAAUGAUAGCAAUGUGGACCAUCAAAAUUCAGACGUAGAUGAGGAAAGUAAGAAGUCAAAAACCGAGUACGUGGAUGUACCUGAAAAAUGGAAAGGGCAGAUUGAGAAGGAUUUGCCUCGGACUUUUCCAGGUCAUCCCGCUCUAGACGAGGGUGGUAGAAAUGCUCUGAGACGAUUACUCACAGCGUAUGCUCGGCAUAAUCCCUCUGUUGGCUACUGCCAGGCCAUGAAUUUUUUUGCCGGCUUGUUAUUGCUUCUAAUGCCAGAAGAAAAUGCCUUUUGGGCGUUAAUGGGAAUUCUUGAUGAUUAUUUUGAGGGAUAUUAUUCAGAGGAAAUGAUAGAGUCUCAGGUUGAUCAGCUUGUUUUUGAGGAGUUGGUGCGUGAGAGGUUUCCUAAAUUGGUUAACCAUUUAGAUUACCUUGGAGUUCAGAUAGCUUGGGUCUCUGGACCAUGGUUCCUUUCAAUAUUUAUGAAUAUGCUUCCUUGGGAAAGUGUUCUCCGAGUUUGGGAUGUGCUGUUAUUUCAAGGGAAUCGUGUCAUGCUUUUUCGAACAGCCCUUGCUUUAAUGGAGUUAUAUGGGCCUGCAUUAGUUACAACAAAAGAUGCUGGAGAUGCUAUUACUUUGCUGCAGUCACUAGCUGGGUCAACGUUUGAUAGUAGUCAACUUGUGCUGACUGCUUGCAUGGGUUAUCAAAAUGUUAACGAGGAGAGACUACAAGAAUUGAGAACAAAACAUCGACCGGCUGUAGAAGCUGCUCUUGAGGAAAGAACAAAGGGACUAAAUAUGUGGAGGGAUUCACAGGGUUUGGCCUCUAAGUUAUACGGCUUCAAAGAAAAUAAUACAGACAGUAAAACGAAAAAUGGUGGAUUAUCACGAAUGAGUUCCACGUCUUCAAAUGCGGACGACUUAUGUAUGGGCGUAUCAGGGGACGCAGAGAUUGAUUCUGUUCCCGAUCUUCAGAAACAGGUGACAUGGCUGAAAAAUGAGCUGUGUAAAUUGCUAGAGGAAAAAAGAUCUGCAAUACUCAGAGCUGAAGAGUUGGAAACUGCCUUAAUGGAGAUGGUCAAGCAAGAUAAUCGCCGAGAAUUGAGUGCAAAGGUUGAGCAAUUAGAGCGAGACGUUGCUGAAUUACGACAGUCCCUUGCUGACAAACAGGAACAAGAGAAUGCCAUGCUUCAGGUUUUAAUGCGGGUAGAACAAGAGCAAAAGGUAACAGAAGAUGCUCGCAGAUACGCUGAGCAGGAUGCUGCGGCCCAGAGAUACGCCACCGAAGUGCUCCAGGAAAAAUAUGAAGCAGCAUCUGCUUCCCUCGCUGAAAUGGAGAAGAGAGUGGUUAUGGCAGAAUCAAUGCUGGAGGCAACCUUGCAAUAUCAGUCUAGCCAAACUAAGGCACAGCCUUCUCCAAGAUCAACAAAUUCAGAUUCUCCAGCAACAAGAACAAGUCAAGAACUUUCACAAGAAAUACCUGCAAGAAAAAUCAGCUUGUUAUCCAGACCAUUUGGGCUUGGCUGGCGUGAUAAGAACAAGGCAAAGCCGGCAGAAGAGCAUGCUGAUGUAAAGGUUAUUAGUGAUGAAAAAAACACAUUAGUUGUGCAAAGUUUACAGGAGAAGCCAUUAGAAGAGCACUCUGAUGUAGAGGCUACUGGUGAUGAAAAAAGUCCAAAAGCUGUCAAGGAAGAUGAAAACGGUGACCAGAUGGAGCAGGUGUCGUUGGCUGAUGAUCGUAAGUAGAUGAAAGUUAUGUCUAUACAUUAAGUUCCAGAAAAGGAUUAGUAUCUUGUGUUCAGGUUCUUUUACGAGUAUCAUAUAAUGUCAGUUUUUUGUCUCUAUUUUUUCUAUUGGUACAAAAUUUAUAACUUACAUAUAGCUCAUUAGUCAUUUGUUUGUUUAGUUGUUAAUAAGACCCUUGUUCGCUUGAAGAGAAAAUGUAAAAAGAAAAUUUGGCACUAUGUGUAUCUUUGAUAGUUAUGUUCACUUAAAGGCAAAUUGCUUGUUAUUCCUUUUCUUAUUUCAA